Messenger RNA from Haemorhous mexicanus (house finch), 1857 nucleotides. Its product is annotated as ephrin type-B receptor 4-like. NCBI's taxonomy places the organism in Eukaryota, Metazoa, Chordata, Aves, Passeriformes, Fringillidae. Gene Ontology annotation, cellular component: neuron projection. The record is from RefSeq and is a predicted model, not a curated record. Gene Ontology annotation, biological process: axon guidance; protein phosphorylation. Gene Ontology annotation, molecular function: transmembrane-ephrin receptor activity; protein binding; ATP binding.
CCCGUCCCGCAGCCCCCCCCCUCGGCGCCCCGCGCGCUGCUGGCGCAGGUGAACGGCUCGUCCGUCCGUCUGUCCUGGAGCCCCCCCCGGGCGGGGGGCGAGCGGCCGGACCUGCGCUACCACGUGGGGUGCCGGGCGUGCCCCCCGCCCCGCGGGGCGCCCCCCGCCUGCGGGCCCUGCGGACCCCUGGCCUGGGCGCCCCCUCCCCAGGGGCUGCGGACCCCCGCGGUCAGCGUGGCCGGGCUGCGGCCCCGCGUCACCUACAGCUUCAGGGUCAGCGCCCGCAGCGGGGUCUCCGCGCCCGGGCCCCCCGAGCCCCCCGCGGCCGAGAUCAACGUCACCGCCGGCGCCGACGUGCCGCCCCCCGUGUCGGACGUGGUGCGGGUGGGGGGGGGUCCCGGGGGGGUCACCCUGGCCUGGCCCAGCCCCCCCCCGGGACCCCCCGGGCCCCCCGUGCUGGACUACGAGGUCAAGUACUACGAGAAGCUGGGGGGCGGGGAGGGGCCCCCCCAGUUCCUGAAGGUGCCGCGGCCGCGGGCGGAGCUGGGGGGGGCUGCGCCGGGGGGGGCUCUACGGGGUCCGGGUCAGGGCCCGCUCCGAGGGCGGCUACGGCGACUUCGGGCCCGAGACCACCGUCAGCGCCUCGGGCAGUGCGCCUCGGGCAGUGGGACCAAAACUGCCCCAAAACACCCCAAAAACCGCCCCAAAACCUGCCCCAAAAUACCCCUGAAACACCCCAUAACCCCCGAGACCACCGUCAGCGCCUCGGGCAGUGAGGGGUCCCGCGGGGGUCCCGGGGGGGUCGUGGCCGGAGCCGCUGCCCUGGGGGGGCUCCUGGUGCUGGCGCUGCUGGGGGGGGCCCUGCUGUGCCUCAGGCGCUGGAGGCUCCGGGCGGAGAAGCAGCGACGAGAGCCCGGCCCGGGGAGCUCUGGUGGGAAGCUCUACAUCGACCCCCUGACCUACGAGGACCCCGAGGUGGCCCUGAGGGACUUCGCGCAGGAGAUCGACGUCACCUGCGUCACCAUCGAGGAGGUCAUCGGCGCAGGUGAGUUCGGCGAGGUGUGGCGCGGCCGGCUGUGCCUGCCGGGCCAGCCCGAGGCUGAGGUGGCCGUGAAGACGCUCAAGGGCGGCGCGGGCGAGCGGCAGCCGGAGUUCCUGCGCGAGGCGGCGCGCAUGGCGCAGUUCCUGCACCCCAACGUGCUGCGGCUGCGCGGCGUGGUCAGCGCGGGGAGCCCGGCCAUGAUCGUCACCGAGUUCCUGCUGCACGGGGCCCUGGACGCCUUCCUCAGGGUGGGGACAGGGACGCUGUCCCCGCUCCAGCUGGUGGCCAUGCUCCGCGGCAUCGCGGCCGGGAUGCGUUACCUGGCCGAGGCCGGCUUCGUGCACCGCGACCUGGCGGCGCGCAACAUCCUGGUGGAUGCACACCUGGUCUGCAAGGUGUCCGACUUCGGGCUGUCGCGGGCGCUGGACGGGGACAGGGACAGCGACCCCACCUACACCAGCUCCCUGGGCGGGAAGAUCCCGAUCCGCUGGACGGCGCCCGAGGCCAUCGCCUUCCGCACCUUCACCUCGGCCAGCGACGCCUGGAGCUACGGGAUCGUCAUGUGGGAGGUGCUGAGCUUCGGGGAGCGGCCCUACUGGGACAUGUCCAACCAGGACGUGAUCAACGCCAUCGAGCAGGAUUACCGCCUGCCGCCCCCGCCGCGCUGCCCGCCGCCGCUGCACCGGCUGAUGCUGCAGUGCUGGCAGCGCGAGCGCUCCGCCCGCCCCACCUUCCCGCACCUGGUGCGCGCCCUGGACCGCCUCAUCCGGCACCCCCAGAGCCUGCGCCCGCCCCCCCCGCGGCCCAGCAGGUGA